GCAUCAUCUCCUCCCUCUCACAGCCGAGCGGGUCUCCGAGUCUCUGUCCUCCGGCUCCAGCUGUAUGUCUGCAAGGGCUGCUCUGCGCCGGUGGGGAUAUACCGUUACCGAUGCUCUCCAUCUAACGUGAAAAUUUCAUACAACUGUUUUAAAUACCGGCAGAAGCAAUGGGAGCUUUCGGAGUGAUAAUGGGGCUUUUACAGUACGCGGGACUUUACAUUCAACUUAACGCAGCUCUUAACGACGGACACGGAGAGGUGGAUAAUCACAUCUCUGGGAACGCACUGUUUACAGAGGUCCCACACGACAUCACGACACACAGCGGUGAGGAUGUAGAGAUGGCCUGUUCCUUCCGUGGGGCGGGCUCUCCCUCCUACUCCCUGGAGAUCCAGUGGUGGUACAUCAAGGACCAUAGAGAGUGGCAUGAGAAGCCUCCCUAUAUCACUAAUAAUGUCGUACCCUUGGAGGAGACUGUCAGAGAUGCCACUAAAAUUAGUGUGGUGAAAGUGGCCGGUAGCAACAUCUCCCACAAACUCCGUCUGUCCAGCGUCAAACCAACAGACGAGGGCACGUACGAGUGCCGCGUGAUCGACUACAGCGGUACUGUGGCACAGCACCACCGUGUCCGGGCCUACCUCCAGGUGAAGCCCGAGAGGAGUCAGGGAUCAGAGGGUGUCCAGUACAAGUCGCAGGGCAGUCACCCACACUUGCCCCAUCAAUCUGACUGUGACGAGAGCUGUGUGCUUUAAAACGGGCCACGUGCCCGGCACUUUGCAUGUUCAUGACUUCACUCUGUAAAGAGGGACACUCAUCAGCGCACUAAUUUAUCACACGGCUGAGACCCUUUGUGUUUCAUGGUUUGAUUGUUCAUCUUUAAUAUUGUUAUUUGAAUUCCAUUGCUGCUCAGUGGGCAUGGUUUUGCUGACAGUACAUCUGAUUGACUCCAUCUGUGUGCAUUAAGUUUACCAUAAUGUGACAGUAAGGCUGUAAUGACAAAGAAGAAGUUUUAUGUUAUUAUUGUAGACCCAAGAUACAGACAGACGAUGCAGUGUGCCACUUCUAUUGUCUUUUACCAAAACGUGUGCUGAAAGCUGCAGUAUUCAGUACAAAUGCUUUGUAAGAAAAACUGAAUAAUUUUACACUUUUUCAUUAUCUGAAAACUUUUCCGUGCAUUGGUUUUAAAUCGUGUAGUCCUUGUUUUUUGGCGCCUUAAAGGCAAAGUGUAUAUUUAGCUUUCUAACCCAUAACUAGUAUGUCUGUAACAAUGCAAGUGUACGCCCUCGUCACAUCGAGAUAAGAUAUCUGUUCUUGUGUAUUCACUUAUUUGCACUGUAUACUUUUAUUGUCUUACAAAGUUACUCAGUGCCAAUCAAACAAAUAUUCCAACCUCAGCUAGUACAUAAAUCACACUAAAAUUUUGCCCUAGUUUUCUGAACAAAGAUACCCUUUUUGUUUUUUUCCCAAAUCACACCUUGACUGUGUUUGCCCCGUUGCUACUGUUGUGUUAAAUGCUUUCAUUUUAAAUUAUAAAUUCAAUUCUGUGAUUCUGGUCUCUGUCUUGUGUUUGAUCAAAUAAAGUUUUACGGUAAUUUAAAUACAUUUCAAGGUGUGCAGGCUUACUACUCGUGAGAUUCAGUGAUGCUUUAAAUUCUUUAUAUCAGUUAUACAGUAUGUUUACUGCAUACUAAUCACUCUGCACGUUUGUAAGAUUAUAGGUAAGUCGUGUUCUUGAGUGGUGAAUCGUGUUAUGUGCUUUUGGAGCAUACGGUCACGUUUUACGGUGUGUAAGCUGACACAUUUGUAGACGGGAUAAACAAAGGAUUUUCCCCGUGCAUUGUAUUAUAUUCCGUGCUGCCACAAACGGCUGACAGGUUGUGUUGUGCUGCCAGCUGCUGUGCAACACAAACAGUGCAUUCUUCAAAAGCUUUGCAGGCUUUCUUUUUCUUAACAGUUUAUCUCCGUGACCAGCAGAGAGCACUGCUUCCUCCAAGCUUUGAAAUGCAGUAAGUCACAAACAUGCAGAGACACUUCCAUGCACUCAUGCUGUUAAGAGAAAAGAGAAAACUAGAAUACUGAUGCUUUCUUUAAAAGCACAGCACAAAUUAAAGAGUUCAGCCUGCUCGUGAUAUGAGUUUGUAGCAUAUUUGAGAUGUAUCUGUGGUAUCUUGCACUGUUAAAUGGUGAAUAAGCUUUACAGGUCUGUGGCUGUGUUCCAGUUCCAGUUUGGCACUGUGAUCUGCAGUUGUCUAAUACAAUGAUAAUUGUGUCAUAAAGCUAGAGCCCUCUCUGGUCAUUUAGAAGUAUUUGGAGGACAGACACUGGAGCCAUGAGAGGCAGAUGAAAGGGAACAGGUGCCAGAGAGCUCUGCUGCAGGAGCUGAAGUAGACAUGGAAAAAGAUGUGCAUGUGAAAUGGGACUGAAAGCAGUUAUGCAUGUUUUUUUAAAAGUUAAUCAACUGUCUUUUUUUGUCUCUCUGACUACAGAGGAUUUGAGAAAAGAAUAUAAAGGAAACUGACAUGUAGUAACUUGCAGAAUAUUCCACAGCUCAGUCUGAGUAUAAUCAGUGAUGAAGGAUUUAUAAGUGAGAGGAGAUUAUGAUGAUCUUUGUUUUAAGUAAAGCUUGCAUUGCAAUAAUAACACAGGGUCAUUAAAUGAUGUAAUAUGUUAGGAGACAAAAGAUUAGCUUGCAAAGUGUGUUUGAAGUAUUCAUUUAUAAUCUCAGUACAUACGGGUAACUAAUGCCGGCAUAUUUACUGGGGAUAGAGAUGCUACCAUAAAAGGAAUAUUUGCAGAGUCUUAGUGUGCAUGCGGAAAUGGAUCCCAUGAGUACAAUAAAAUAUUCAGGACUGGCUGUGAUUAGCCAGGGAAAUAUUUACUGUAUAUAAACAAUAAGAGAAAAAGCACCAUAAACACAGCUCCUCCAUAUCGCCUUUGCUGUAGUUAGUCCAACUGUGUUGGCUGUCAUAUAAUACGCAAACAAAAACCUACACAUUGCAUCCAAGUCAUGUGGAAACAAAGCCUGGCAAACAAGAUUUUUAAUUUUGUCAAAUAACACAUAAUACUUAAAAUGGUCAGAUUGUGGCUGGUAUCACUGAGUACAAAGCAUUCAUAAAUCACAGUAAAAAAAAAAAAAAUGGGGCUCAGACUAAAGUAUAUAUCCACA
Oreochromis aureus is the source of this 3163-nucleotide messenger RNA. It is a transcript of the gene vstm2lb, whose product is annotated as V-set and transmembrane domain containing 2 like. NCBI's taxonomy places the organism in Eukaryota, Metazoa, Chordata, Actinopteri, Cichliformes, Cichlidae. The record is from RefSeq and is a predicted model, not a curated record. Bases 168 to 749 code for a protein of 193 amino acids. The transcript has 4 exons.